Molecule: messenger RNA, 1924 nt
Organism: Phragmites australis (common reed)
Lineage: Eukaryota; Viridiplantae; Streptophyta; Magnoliopsida; Poales; Poaceae
Exons: 2
Coding region: 242-1630 (462 amino acids)
Source: RefSeq, a predicted model, not a curated record
CAUAGUACGCAACUACUCAUGGAGCUUUUGGUGACAGAUACUGAUUCCUCUAGUACCGAGGAAUUGAAAUGCAAUGAAGCUUUUAGUGGGUAAUAAUAAAGCUGAAAUUCCAUAACCUGUGUUCUUCGUACCACGGAAGAGAAGCCCCAGCUUUUCCUACCAGAGGCGCCAAUAAGGCAGCAUUCAGUGGGUGUCUCAGAUUACAAGAUCGUUACUCCGGCUACCGGAGUGGCAAUAAAAAAUGGAAGGCUCCGGCGGCUGUGUCCAAAUCGUGUCCAGGCGUUUGGUCCGGCCAGAGUCGGCAAGCUCGCCGGAUGGUGUGCCGUCGGAGCUGGAGGUCAUGCACUUGACGCCGUGGGAUCUCUCGAUGAUCACGGUAGACCACAUCCAGAAAGGGAUCCUCCUGCCCAAGCCCGGUACAGGAGGCGCACACGUCGUCGACGACCUUGCUUCAUCCUUCGCGCGCGCCCUGGGCCGCUUCUACCCGUUGGCCGGCCGCCUCACGGCUGCGGGGAUCACCAACGGCGUGUCUGAUCCGGGCCUCGUCGUCUCGCUCUGCUGCAACAAUGAAGGAGCCGAGCUCGUCCACGCGGUUGCGCCUGGGGUCACUGUGAGUGACAUCACCACCCCACUGUACAUCCCGUCGGUGGUGCGGUCCUUCUUCCCGUUGACCGGGCUGCUGAACGUGGACGCGAUCGUGGACUCCCGCCCUGUGCUGGCCGCGCAGGUCACCGAGCUCGCAGACGGCAUCUUCAUUGCCAUGUCUCUCAACCAUGGCAUCGCCGACGGGACCACAUUCUGGCACUUCUUCAACACUUGGUCGGAGAUCAACCGCAGCAGCGGUGGCAGUGAAGGCUACAAGCUCUCCACGCCACCGCCGGUGCUCGGCAGGUGGUUCCUCGACACCUGCCCAGUGCCGAUCCCUCUACCCUUCGGCAAGUUGGAGGACAUCAUCCGGCGGCCCGAGUACACGCCGGUGCAGGAGUGUUUCUUCCAUUUCUCUGCAGAGAGUGUAAAGAAGCUGAAGGCGAAGGCAAACGCGGAGAUGGCCGGCACAGCGACAGCCACCAUCUCCUCGUUGCAGUCCCUGCUCGCGCACCUGUGGCGAGCGGUGUGUCGAGCCCGGGGGCAUUCGCCAGACCGGGAGACCAUGUACAUUCUUCUCAUCGGAUGCCGAGCACGGGUGACCGGUAUACCACAGGAUUACAUGGGCAACUCUGUGAUAGCCCACGUCGCUAAGUCCAUCGUCGGCGAUGUCCUGGACAGGGGGCUGGGCUGGGCGGCGUGGCUUCUGAACCGCGCCGUGGCGUCGUUCGACGAGGCGAGGGUGCGGGAUGGUCUCACGUCUUGGUCCCAGAAGCCCAGCCUGUUGUACGCGGAGCCGUCCAGGGACUCCACGAAGAUCUUGACCGUGAGCUCGCCGCGGUUCGACGUGUACGGCAACGACUUCGGGUGGGGCCGGCCGGUGGCCGUCCGGAGCAGCGCCGGGAACAAGGUGGACGGGAAGGUGACCGUGUUCGAGGGGCGAGGCGGCGGAGGUGGCAUGGCGCUGGAGGUGUGCCUGUCUCCCGAGGCGCUCGCCAGGCUCGUCGCCGACAAUGAGUUCAUGGAGGCGGUGAGCGCGGCGUGAAGUUGGUCCCUGUCGUCGUUGAUUCGGCGAUGGCUGCUGCUGUACCGAGCGCCACUUCUGCGUUGGAAAGACUACUGCAUCUCGCUUGAUCCGAUGCAUGAUGAGUGUACCAGAUUCUUUUGCCGUUCUUGCAACGAUGAUCUUUGUGUUGACGCAGCUUGCGAAUUGUCCUUUUUUCCCGGGUUAAUGUUAACCAGAUGGAGAUCUAGUUAACACUCAAUCCACUCACUACCUCUUCUUUUCCCUACUAGCUAGCUAGCCAGCUCUUCCUCCCCCCAUUUUCUAAAUAAAAAA